Messenger RNA from Desarmillaria tabescens, 1988 nucleotides. RefSeq names its product major facilitator superfamily domain-containing protein. Gene Ontology annotation, molecular function: transmembrane transporter activity. Lineage: Eukaryota; Fungi; Basidiomycota; Agaricomycetes; Agaricales; Physalacriaceae. The record is from RefSeq and is a predicted model, not a curated record. Gene Ontology annotation, cellular component: membrane. The coding region runs from base 103 to 1836 and encodes 577 amino acids. The transcript is spliced from 14 exons. Gene Ontology annotation, biological process: transmembrane transport.
CAGCAAUGGAUUUCGCCAUUCCACGAUUGUAUAAAAACAUACCUAUCUUUUCCACAAGAGUGUGUGUCAUCAAUUCAUCUUCCGCCUCCUGUCAGUCAAGUCAUGUCUACGUGCCUGCCCAAAGAUGCGUCUUACCCUUCCGAUCGCGAUCAUUAUGUGGACGACAAAGAUAAUGACGCAUCACUGUCUGAGAAAUCCACCAGUCAGGAGAAGAUAUCCCCUCUGGGUGCUCCCGUAGAUGAUACUCCUGCUGGUAUAUGGAAGUGGCUGGGGAGACGCCAGGUCGCUCACGACUUGGACGCGAUUGCCACUCAACCUUCGGUAUUUGAUGACCCUACCACACUUGAAGCCUAUCGCCCUCCGCCUCAGUACGAAAAUACUCACCGCUUUGACCCAAAGGCACGGUGGACUUGGCGGGAAGAGAAGCGCGUUGUGCGCAAAAUUGAUUUUCGUAUCAUGAUAUGGGCCGCGACUAUGUUCUUUGCUCUGGAUUUGGAUCGGUCGAAUAUCUCCCAGGCCAAUACGGACAACUUUUUGGAAGAUCUCAACUUGACAACCAAUGACUACAAUUUGGGAAAUACACUGUUUCGGCUCUCUUUCCUUAUCGCUGAACUCCCGUCGCAGCUCAUUUCCAAACGGAUAGGACCAGAUGUGUGGGUUCCGUCCCAGAUGGUUCUAUGGAGCACUGUCGCAUUCAGUCAAUUCUGGUUAUCAGGACGAGCAUCUUUCCUUGCCACGCGAUUCCUUCUUGGAUUUCUGCAGGGAGGUUUUAUUCCUGAUAUCGUCCUUUACCUCUCAUACUUCUAUACGAAGACUGAAUUACCAAUCAGACUUGCAUUUUUUUGGGUGUCCAACUACCUGUCUGACAUUAUCAGUGCUUUCCUGGCUACAGGCAUUCUUCAAUUGCAUGGAGUCGGAAACAAAGCCGGAUGGCGUUAUCUGUUCCUUAUCGAGGGAUUAAUAACCUUGGGUUGCGGACUACUCUCGUUCUUGCUCAUGCCACCUGGCCCGACACAGACCAAAGCGUGGUUCCGCCCAAAAGGGUGGUUUACAGAGCGCGAGGAAGUCAUCAUGGUAAACCGGGUUCUUCGGGACGACCCAUCUAAAUCAGAUAUGCAUAACCGAGAAGGUCUCAGCGUCAAGAACAUAUUCAAGGCCCUACAAGAUUGGAGAAUGUGGCCUCUAUAUUCGCUGGGACUUACACACAUGAUGCCUGUUGGACCCCCCCAGACAUACCUUACUUUGUCUUUACGAAACCUUGGCUUCGACACCACUGAGUCUAAUCUGCUCUCUAUUCCGUCAACCGUUAUUGGGAUUAUUAUGCUUUUAUUCACCUCCUUCUUGAGCGAAUCCAUCAACAGUCGCGUUAUCGCUACCGUCGUGUUACAAUUAUGGGCAUUGCCGCUUCUCAUUGCUUUGUACACGUUCAACAGCAAUACAUCAGAAUGGGUGUACUUUGCUGUCGUCACUCUUGUCACAGGGUUUCCCUACGUCCAUCCAAUUCAGGUAGCUUGGGCCUCGAGGAACUCGUAUAGUGUGAGAACAAGGACCGUAUCGGCCAGUGUUUAUAAUAUGUUCGUCCAGGCGGGCGCCAUUACAUACGCCAACAUAUACCGUAAAGAUGAUAAGCCUCUCUACAAACGCGGCAAUCGAGUCCUGAUUGGGAUAUGUUCCAUGAACAUUGUCCUAUACAUCUUAACAUACUUUUUCUACCGAUGUAUCAACGCGCGCCGUGACAAGAUAUGGAACUCAUGGACCAAAGAGGAACAACAAAAUUACAUCGACACCACAACAGAUCAAGGAAACGCACGAUUGGACUUCAGAUUUGCGUACUGACUUAUCUACAUUAUGAAUUAUAAGAACCAUUGAUAAUUGAAUGUUGAAUCCGAACUGUCGUCAGCAUGUAAAUAAUGGAUCUGACGGAUCAAGGUCAUUUUCAGAGCAAAAGAAUAACCAUUGUCGGUGACCACGAUAGCCUUCCGCUCGCC